Molecule: messenger RNA, 8550 nt
Organism: Paramecium primaurelia
Lineage: Eukaryota; Ciliophora; Oligohymenophorea; Peniculida; Parameciidae
Source: the annotation of a GenBank genome assembly
AUGUUACUUCUUUUUACUAUUACCCUAAUUUAGUUUGUGCCAACUAUAAGAAAUUAGAUAAUCUUGUAAAAUAUAAUACAUAUUCUUAGAUAACAAAUAGAAAUGGGGUGUAAAACAUCUGAAAAUGGAGUUUGUUAGGAAUUAUGCUCAUUAGGAUAAUUUAAUUGUGAAAACUAAUAGAUUUAAUGUGAAUAUGGAUACUUCCUUUAAUUUGGAAAUGUCUGUGUAUAAUGGUAAGAAAAGAUAGCUAUGUAGUCCUUAUUAAAAAGUGAUUGAUAGCUUUACUUUAUAUUGCAUGGAUUGUGUCGAACAUCCUUAUACCUGGUCAAGUAAUAGAACUUGUUCUUAUGAAUAUACAAUUGAAAGUGGAGAUUUUAUAAAAGGAACAUAUGUUCGUAAAUCAAAGGAAUACACUGAAUUAUAUUUUAUUGGUCCAUCAAUUUCAAAUGGAGUUAAUUUGGAUUCAAUAACAAGAGAUGUAAAUGCAUUAUAUUAUGUAUAUAGGUUCAAUAUAUAUAUGAAACUUAUAUUUGUUCAGGUUGUAAGAGAUUUUGUAUACCAGAAACAACUGAAAAUUGUAAUAGUAUUACUUCACCUUAUGCUGAAGAUAGUAGCAUAAUGGGUAUAGAGUGUUUAUUAACUUAUGAAUUUAAAAAUCAAAUGUGUAUUAGUUGUCCAUAAGAUUGUUUGAAAUGUUCAAAUGGAUAAUGUACUUAGUGUAAUGAUGGUUAUAUGAUAUAAAAUGGGUUAUGUCAAAAAUGUGAAAAUGGUUGUUUAAAUUGUUUUAUUGUUUAAUUGCAAACAAUAUGUACAAAAUGUAAAGAAGGCAUGGUAGCCUCUUUAGAUUAGAGAAAAUGUGAAGAGUGUGGUAAUGAAUGUUAAAGAUGUGAGUAUGUAACCUAUUCAUCAAAUGCUCAAUAUCGUUAUCCAACUAGAACAAUGGUAAAGAUUCUUGAUAGAAUCUAAUAAAAUAAAUAUAUUAAAAGAUGUAGAUAAUGUUCUACUAAAAGUUUUGUAAGUCAUAAUGGAAUAGACUGUGUAACAUGUCAAAUACCAAAAUGUGAUUUGUGUUAUUUUAAUAUAAGAGGGGAUGUUACAACAAUGGAUUAUGAUUUUGAACCUAGUAAAGUUGAUGAUCUUGUAUCAAAUUUAUUAUGUUUUAAAUGCAUAAGUGGUUAUACUGUUAGUGCAGAUAAAUAAAGUUGUGUACAUUCAGUUCCAGCUUUAGAUUAAUGUGAUAGGAAAUAUGAAGAUACAACUUUAAAAUGUAGAUAAUGUGUGAAUAAUAUUAUACUGAAUUAACAAAGUAAUACUUGUUCUAGUUCAUGUACUUCUUAUAUAAAGUAUUGUUAAAGUUGCUUUUCUUAUAAGAGUUUGGAUCAAACAUAAUAUAUAGAUGAUUCAGGAUAGAUAUUCACAAGAGCUGCCUAAACAUUAUAUUAAUGUAUUUAGUGUAGUAAUGGAUAUUAUCCAAAUAUCUUUACUGGUUUUUGUGAUGCCUGUCCAAAUAAUUGUUAAUAAUGUUGGCAAUACUCUUAGACUUAUAAUUUUACAGAUUAUUUAUAUAAAAUGGAACCUAUUAGUAAUUCAUUAAAGGAAACUUUUUUAAAUGAUAUUCCUAUAAAAAUUUAAUGUACAUCUUGUAAUUUUGGUUAUUAAUUAUAUGGAAACGAAUGUUUAGGUUGCAGUAGUAAUUGUUAAGUUGAGAAUUAAAUUGUAAGUGAUGACUCAAUUAAUAGUUGUGUUUUUAAAUCAACUUAUGCUUUUUGUGGAGAAUGUUAUGAUACAUUUAAUGAUAGAUCUUUAGUUUAGGAUAAAUCUGAAUGUAUAGAAUGUCCUUUGAAUUGUUUAGCAUGUAGAGAGAGAUUAAAAUAUGAGAUAACAAAUUUUUAUUUUAAUCCAGAAAAUUCUAAUUUACUUCAAUAUGGUAGAUUAUGUUACAAAGUUUAGACUAUGACUAUGUCUAGUCUUUAAAGUGUUUCAUAUAAUUCUUAUUUAAAUUUACCUAUUUUAUGUAUUUAUUAACAAGCAGUUUCAACAAAUACAAAAAGAUGUCGUCAUACAGCUUAAAUUACUGUUCAUGUAUAUUGUAAUGAGGAGGAAUAUUAUAAUAUUUAUGAAACUUUGAAUGAUAAUUAAAAACUAUAUCAUUAUAAUCUAAAUGAUUAUUAUUCAAUAGAUUUUGAAGAUAUAGCUUACAUAGAAUUUUCAUCUUUGGAAACUUUUCAAUCAUAUUAAAUUAUGAAUUAAGCACCAUUAUAAGAAUUGACUUUGAACAUAUUAUUUACUAAUUCUAUUGAUUAUACAUGUAAAUUUGAAAAGUCAACAUAAUUGAUAACAGAAUUUCAUAAGAAUGUUUAUGCAUUGAGUAAAUUCUAAGUUAAUAUUUAGAGUGCUCAUAUUUAACCAAUUACAUUUAAAAUAACUGAUAAUUUUUAUUUAUAAGAUUUACCUUAUGUGACAAUCAAAAAUAUUAAUAUUUAUUCUAAUUUAUACAAUGAUUUUGGAUUAAUAAUAACUAAUGAUAUUUCAUCAACAUAUUUGUAAAUAUAAUAAUGUAAACUUGGAUAUGAAUCAAUUAAAUUUGAGGAUUCAUAAAUAUUUACAUUAAGUUUAGAAAAUAUAAAUUAUUUAGAAUUUAAGGAUGUUUACAUAUAAAAUUUGUUAUAUGUAGAUAAAAUAAAUCUAAAUCAACAAAAAAUAAAUAAUUAUAUAAUAGAAUUAAAUAAUGUAUAUUUCUUUAAUAAUUAAUUUAAAAAUAAUAUUAUAUUUCCAUUAACACCUUAUAGCAUUGUAAAUAUUAACAAUUUAGUCAUUUAAGAUUGUAUAUUCACUAGUACAUCAUUAUUUAUUAAUCAAAAUGAGUAUUAAAUAUUUGUUUCGAAGUUUUCAAUAAAUUAAUUGAUUAUAAAAUAGACAUAAUUUUAUGAAUCAUCAAGUAUUAUCAAAUCUAGUUAUCUUUCUACAUUGACUAUUAAUUAAUUAGAUAUCAUUGGAAAUAGAUUUAAUGAUACCGAAUUAUUUAUAUGUAAUACUUACACAAUAUAGAAUGUUUACAUUUAUAUGAAUGUUUUUACUAACUAUUCACUUAUCUUUACAACAGCAGAUUAAGUUCCAGAUACAUAAUAAUUUUAUAAUUAAAUCAAAACUUAAGGAUUUGAAAUAUCAAAUCUUAAAUUUGUAGAAAAUACAUGUUAUAAUAUAAAUUGUCUAAUGCUUAUAUAAACUCCAUAUAAUUCUGAAGAAAUACAUGCUAAUUUAGUAAUAUCAAAUUUGUAUAUAUUUAAUAACUAUGUUGAAUUAUCAUUAAUAUAAAGAUAAUCAGUUUCUUCUGCUAUAUUCAGAGCAACCCAAAUGAAUUAAGUCAAAUUAAAUAAUAUUGUCAUUGAUACUUAAUUAUCAAUAUCAGUUAUUUCCUUAUAACAAAUAGCAUCAUUGGAAGUAUCUAAAUUCAUAUGUGAUUACUCAAAUAAAAUUAUUGGAGAGAAAGAUCUAAGUCCUCGUACUAAGAUUGAAAACAACACUAUUAUACAAUAUCCUUUUAAUAACAAAUUACCUAGUAAUACUACUUGUUCUAAUUAAAAACAAUUCUUUGGCAGUUAUAAUGGAUAUUGUUUGGAUAUUUAAGACUUCAUAUAUGGAGUGAAAAUAUCUGAUGCUUCUCUUAAAGGACUUUUAGGAAUUGAUAAUGGAUUCAUUUAUAUUCAAUCAUAUGAAUCAUUGAUGAAAUAAACAAGUAAUUUCAUUAGUUAAAGUGGAACUCAAAAAAUAAUAGAUUUUUAUUAUGGUUACACAAAUGAAGUUAUAAUCUUAGAAAAUAUCAAUAUAUUUAAUACAUCUAUUGCAAUAUCAAAUCCAGUUACUAUUAUUGGAAGUAUUAUUAUUGAAUCUGAUUAAAUGUAAACUAUUCUUAUAGAUAAUGUAUAAUUAAUUGGCAAUCAUUUACAUUAAUUAGUUGAGUCUAUCACUAUGGAAAUAUCAACUUGUUUUACAAUCUUAAGUCCAAAUAGUAUGAUAAGUAUUAAACAUUUAAUUGCAUAGAAUAAUAGAGCAACAUAAUCACAAUAUGGAAUAAAUAUCAUAAAAUGUCAAUCAUUAACAAUAUCUUAAUCUUUGUUUAACUAUACAAAUAUAAUGGAAUCUAAUUGGCUUGAUAGAUUAGAUGAAUAUCAAGUCAAUAAUUAUUCUUAGUUCUUAGCUUAAUUUACUAUAGAAUCUGAGGGUUCAAAUCUUCAUAUUUAAUGUAGAAAAUUAGAUAUUGACUAAACUAGCUUUAUGAAUGGAAAAUCUCUUAUAGGAACAGGCUUUUAUUUUCUAGGUUAAGACCGAGCAAAUAUUAUGAUAAACAAUACUUAGUUUACAAAUCUAUCAACGUCAUUAGAAUAUGUUGAUUAAGCAUAUGGAGGAUCAUUAUAUCUAAAUUUAUAGAAAUCAAGUUAUGAUAUUAAAUUAAACAAAGUUAUUAUGAAUCAUAGUAUAUCACGAAUAGCUGGGGGAUGUAUUUAUGUUUAAACAUCUAUGUAUGAAUAAUAAAUCUCAAUUAAUAAUAGUUAAUUUAUUGAAUGUUCAUCCAUAUAAAGUUCAUUAAUAGAUAUAGAAUUUUCUUUGUCUUCAUUAAUGUUGCCAACCUUAAUUAUUAGUAAUACAAAUAUAAUAAAUAAUAAUUUUGAAUGGUUUAUUAAAUAAUUAACUGAUAUUAGUUAUGAAGAAGAAUAAUAAAUAAUAUCUGGAAUAAGUUUAAUAAAAUAGAAUUAUGGUAUUUUGUAGAUUGAAUCUAGUUAAUUUAUCAAUAUAUAGAUUCAAGGUUUAAUGGACCUUAAAAAUAUGUUUCAAGUAAUCCUAUAAGAUUUAGUCAUAAAAGAUAUUACAAUCUUUACUCAGUCUUUAAUAGAAAUUACUCAUUAUACAAAAUAGUCAAUAGUAGAAUUAUAGAAUGUUGUUAUUGAAAAUAUUACAGAAUAAAAAGUAUUGACAGAAGAAUAAUUUAUUUAUAAAUUUAAUAGGAAAUGUUAAUCUAUUUCUACAUUGUUUGAACUUGCAAAUACUUAAAUAUGUUCAGAACAAGAAGAUUUAAGAUAAUUUUAUAAGGAGAUUUAUGAUUACAGAUAAAUAUCAUAAACUAAAUUAGAUAAUAGUACUUUAUACAAUUAUUAUGAUUCUUUAUCAUAUUAAGAUAAAUAUAUUUUGAAUGACAUUAAAUUAAAUACUUUUAGAGAGAUUAAAUCUUUUUAUUCUUCUAAACAUAUAAUAUUUGUAGAUAAUAUUAUAACAUAAUAGGAUUUUAGUUUGUGUUAUUUUACUAAUUUAUAAUUAACUUAUUAAAUUGAGACUAUUCCACAUUUUAUUAAAUUAAGUCAUAUAAAAUAAAGCAACAAAAUUAAUAUGAAUUCAAUCACUAUCAAAAAUUCUUUCUGUAAUAGAUGUUAAUAAGGCUUAAUUUUAAUUAAUAGUUAUGAUUUUUCAGCUUAUAAUACUUCUACUAUCUUUGAAUUGAAUUGUUAAAAUAACAUAAUUGGUUACUUUGGAUGUUUGGUUAUAACAACUCAAACUAUACCUUAAUUCAAUAUUACAUAGAGUAAUAGAAUCUUAUAGAGUUCAACUCCAACCUAAAAAUAUAAUAUUAAAUUGUAAUAGAGUUUGUUUUAAAGUAAUUCUGCUUAAAUAGGAUCUGGUAUUUCAAUUAUAGGAGUGAGUAUAAAAAUAAUAGAUAGUCAAUUUAUGGAUAACAAAGCAACAUUAAUUGGAGGAGGGAUGAUAUUUGUUUAUGAUUCAGAAAGUUAAAAUAUCUUAGAUCAAUUUAACAAUAAUUAUAUCAAUAAUGAUGCCUAAUUAGGUAGUGCUAUUUAUAUGAUGAAUAAUAAUCUAAAUAAUCUAGAAAAUUCAUAGAUUUUCAUUUACCAUAAUAGUAAUACUUAAAUUGAAUAGAUACCAGAAAAAUUAGGGUUAAUGAUGUUAUAAGAUUAAUUAAUGGAAAUUACUACAUUUUAAGAGAAUGAUGGUGAUUUAAAUGAUGAUAAUAUUAUUGAUAGUCCAAAUCUAUAUAUAAUUGAUAUUGUAAGUAUUUAGUCUAUCAAUAUACCAAACUUAAAAAGUAAUUACAUAUUAUUACCUUCUGGUUAAUAGAUAUCAUAAUAUAAAUAUUAUUAUGAAGAUACUUAAGAAUAAAUACCUUAUAAUUGGAUAUUUAGAAUUUACAAUUUGGAUAAGAAUAAAAAUAUUAUAAAAUCAGUUUCAUCAACAGAAACUUGUACUGUUUCAGGUCGUUUGAUGGAUGAAUUAAAUUUAGAUUAUACUAAAUAAUUUUUGCUUAAUUUCACUUCAUAUUCAGCUAUAUUUUUUGAUGAAUCUACUAACUCUUUUAAUUUUGAUAACUUAUAAAUUUACUUCGAUCCAUACUUAUAAGAUAAUAUAUUCUUAUAACUCAAAUGUAAUAUUAUAUAUAUAUAUAUUUAGUUUAAUGCACUUCUAUAAAGAUUCCAAUUUAUAAUUAACAAUCUCCUUAUAAUGUGAUUUCUUAUAAUAAAAAUUAUGCUCUUUAUUUGAAUGUGAAAACUAUUCCCUGUUAAAUUGGAGAAGCAUAUUUAGAAUAAAAAUGUAUGGCAUGUAACUAAGCAAAUACAUAUUCUGUUUAAAAGAAUAGUGUACAAUGUAAAGGCAUUAAUUCAAUCUAAAUGGAAAGUGUAACUCCAGUGAGAAUAAAAUUGAAAGAAUAAUAUUGGCGCCCUUUUCCAAAAAAUGAUGAUAUUGAAGAAUGCUACAAUUUGUAAUCCAAUUGUCUUGGAGGUUGGGUUCCAGGAGAUACCUCUUGUUAUGAAGGUCAUAUAGGUGCAUUAUGUGAAUAAUGUGACAUAUAUGGAAUAAGAGGACCCUAAUAUUCAGUUAGUAAGAAAUAUUCUUGUGGAGCUUGUUCAGACACUCUUGAAUCUAAUAUUCUGAUUAUAAUUGCAAUUUCGAUUUUCACUCUAGUUACUAUGAUUUUAUCAGUUAGAGGAAACUAUUAAUUUAUUGAGAAUUUAAUACAUCAAUAAGUUUUAUAAUCUAUUGGAGCUAGAAUUAAUAUAUAAUAAAGUAAUAUUAAUAUAUUAUAUAGAUAAUGCAUCUAUCAUAAUGAAAUAAUUAACUAAUUAUUUAUAAAUUAUUGCAUCUUUAACAACAUUUAGAAUUUCUAUACCUGCUGCCUUUGUUUCGUCUAUGGAGGUAUUGGGAAAUCCAACUCAAUCUAUGGCAUAUUCACUAGAUUGCUUUUUAGUGACUUUUGCAACUAUCGAUUUAUUGUACUUUAGAAUGGCUUGGGCAUUACUAAUGCCAUUAUUUUAUAUGAUUAUAUUCUUUUUUGGUUAUUUUACUGUAGUAUUAAUGAGAAUUGCUCCUUUUAAAAUUGGAAUCAUUUAUACUACAUUUAUUUACAUGUUUAUCUAUUUAUAACCUACUUUAGUUGGUGGAUUCAUUUCAUUAUUGAGUUCUAGAACUGUAAGUGGAAUAGAAUGGGUCUAAAGUGAUGUUAGCUAUUAAUAUUAUACAGAUACACAUCAAUACUAUAUCUAUAUAUUUAUAUGUCCCAAUUUAUUAGUCUGGAGUAUCUUAUUACCAUUAACCUUUAUGCAUCUGAUCAGAAGAAAUAAGCAUUAAUUAGAUAAUAUGGAAGUAAGAAAGCGAUGGGGAUUCUUCUAUCAUGAAUAUACUAAUAAAGCAUAUUUAUGGGAAUUUGUAAAAAUAUUUGAAAAGGAACUUGUAAUUAUAUCUUUGACAUAUUAUGAAAAUAAAAUUGUUAUUAAGGGAUUAAUUAUAUUUCUAAUAGUAUUUUUAUAUGGAGCAUUUUCAUUUACUUUUAUACCUUAUAAAUAAAAAAAGUUAAAUUUUAUAGAUUAAAUGUCAACAGCAGCUUGUUCUUGUUCAUUAUGUUUAGGUGUUCUAAUAUAUGCUAGCAUGAAUGAAAAUUUAGAUUAUUUAUAAUAUAUUAUGUUCUUAAUAAUAGCUAUUAUCAAUACUUGUUUGAUUGCUUUGAUUCUAUAUCAUUUGCUUGAAGGAUAUAUUAAUAAAUUUGAUGAUAAAUUAGACAUUGUAAGAACUAAAAUUAAAUCAAUAUUCCCAAAUAUUGAAUUCUAAUACCCUUGUUUAAGAAAGUUAUUAAUUAAUAAAAAAGAAAUGAAAGAGAAAAUUAAUAAUUAUUGGGCAAUUCUCAGAUAUGAAACUAGAGAAGGUAUAAAAAGAAAAAGAAAAGAUAAAAAUCUACCUCUAUUAAUUUAAAAAAUAUAGAAACCCACUUAAGAUUCUUAAGAUUUAUCAGAAAAGGAUAUAUAAUUAAAAUAAGAACAUUCUAUAGAUCAACAAAGAGAUUUUAAGAGUCCAGAUAGAGAUAAUAAAGAUGAUAUUAAAUUACUAAAAAGACCAAGUUAAAAUUAUUAAGGAUUAAUAGUUUAAUAAUAAAAUUCAUUGGAAUCAUCUUAAAUUAAUUUAAGUAAAGUAUUUCCUCAAAAUAACUCUAAUAUUGAGUCGACUAGAAAAGUAGAAAACAUUUAAGAAAAAAUAAUAAUGAAGAAACCAAUAUGA